AUGGCAGGCUCUGUGACGUGCAGCGACUACACCACAAUUCCCAACAUUGGCGCAGUCAAGCAGGAGUGGCGCCGAGCCCCGGCCCCAUCCACUACCGUAGAACCGAGCACCGAGGAGAGCGGCAGCGGCGAUGAUCUCCUGACAACGCCCGGAAGCACAACUGCUGAGGGCAGUGGCGAUGUUGUGCUGACAACUCCUGCCAGCACUACCUCGUCCACUACCACCACCACGGCCUCGACCACCACCACCACCGUCUCUUCCACCACCACCACCGUCUCGACUACCACCACCGUCUCGACUACCACCACCACCGUCUCGACUACCACCACCACCGUCUCGACUACCACCACCGUCUCGACUACCACCACCACGGCCUCAACCACCACCACCGUCUCUUCGACUGCCGAAUCUACUACCACCACUGUCGCCACCACCACUACACCAUACCCUACCGACAGCAGUGUGGAAUUGGACACGACCACACGUGGAUUUUUCUCAUUCGGCGGCCUGAAUCCCUCAGACCUGCAGCCCGGAGAGAUGCACUCAAUUAUUCUGCGGGCACUGAACGAGCGACUGAACGUGUCCCGCAGCCAGUUGACACCCGACAUGAUCAGGGUGCUCAACAUGCGCAAGGGCUCGAUCUUGGUCAACUUUAGCGUUACCCCCUCGUCAUCUGCGUCACAGGCCGUGUAUGCCGCGCUCAUCACCGUGCGCCGAAGCGGUGCAAUGAGUCGAAUGCUCUCCGACCUCGUGGGCAAUGUGGUCACUGACAUUCGCCUGGAGGACGAUACGCUCGGCGCCUGCACCGAGUGCACGCCAUAUGCUAGCAACGUGACCGAGGCUGAGCUUCAGGCCGCCAUCUCCGACUACCGUGCGGCCGUUGCGUCAGACACUACGAUCUCGCCAACGACCGGCGAGGAUGAGACAUCCAGCUCGAAACGAGCCACCAGCUCAUCUGACAUUGCGCUGAUUGUUGUCUUCUCCACCGUCGGCUUGGCCAUGGGUGCGGCCUUUGCCUACACAUAUGUUCACCGUCAAUCAGCGCGGGUGGGCCCCGACUCGGACGCUGACCAGGCGGACAGUGCUAGCAAUGCCAGCACAAGCCGUGUGAUUGGCGGCGUUGUUCAUAGUCAAGCCACUAUGUCACGCACUUGUCUGUCUCUCUGUGGCUCUCUCUGUGGCUCUCUCUGUCUCUGUGGCUUUCUCUCAAGCUCUCAUACAAGAUCGUUUGUUCAACCAACAGCCCCAAACGUGCAAUCCUCGCCCCAACGCACGCCACCCUCAAAUAGGCGACUCGUCGAUGAGGCCUCCAGCUCCCCUGCCGCUCUCUCGCCGGGCACUAUGGCCGCCCAUCCAAUGCCCCUGAUCCGCACAGCCUUAAACCGAGCCAAGGCCCCCAUCACGACCGUGCAGCACCGAAUACUCCUCAGCUUUGCGCUGAUCAUGGCCGUGCUGAGCCCCGCCCCGGCCCAGGCCUUCCACCUCAACGUCAGCUCCGACUACACUUAUAGCGGCCCCUACAUCACAACCGAUACCCUUGUGCACGUCGACCUCGCCACUCGAGAACCCGCCACGCUGGCUUUUCCCAACCUCGUCAAAGCCUUUGCCUCGCUGACAAUUGUCGUCGCCCGCGGCAACGUCACCAUCCUCUUGCCACAACUUGCCGAAACAACUCACAACUUUGAGUCACUGGUGCAGCCACGUGGCCUCAUCGCCGACCUCCAAGCCCCGGUCCUUGCCCGCAUCGCUGGAAACUUGACCUGUACCAUUCAUCAAUCCCCGGGUUUCGCCCUGGCUCCUCGUUUUCAAGUUUGA
Messenger RNA from Monosiga brevicollis MX1, 1815 nucleotides. RefSeq lists its product as uncharacterized. NCBI's taxonomy places the organism in Eukaryota, Choanoflagellata, Craspedida, Salpingoecidae. The coding region runs from base 1 to 1815 and encodes 604 amino acids. The transcript has 4 exons. The record is from RefSeq and is a predicted model, not a curated record.